Hemicordylus capensis (graceful crag lizard) is the source of this 1316-nucleotide messenger RNA. It is a transcript of the gene RNF121, whose product is annotated as ring finger protein 121. The transcript is spliced from 9 exons. The coding region runs from base 75 to 1052 and encodes 325 amino acids. Gene Ontology annotation, molecular function: metal ion binding; ubiquitin protein ligase activity. Gene Ontology annotation, cellular component: Golgi membrane; endoplasmic reticulum membrane. NCBI's taxonomy places the organism in Eukaryota, Metazoa, Chordata, Lepidosauria, Squamata, Cordylidae. The record is from RefSeq and is a predicted model, not a curated record.
GGUCGGCUCCAGCGGAAACGAGCGGGCCGGCUGGCCGCCCUCCUGCAGGGGGGGGCUGCCGGCGAGGGGGCAAGAUGGCGGCGGUGGUGGAAGUGGAAGUUGGGGGCCCCCUGGAGCACGACGUGGAGGAGGUUGACCUGUCCCACUUGGCUCCAGAAGAGCGAUGGAGGGUCGAGCAUGCUCGGAUGCACGCCAAGCACCGUGGCCACGAGGCCAUGCACGCCGAGAUGGUCCUCAUCCUGAUCGCCACGCUGGUGGUGGCCCAGCUCCUCCUGGUGCAGUGGAAGCAGAGGCACCCCCGCUCCUACAACAUGGUGACCCUUUUUCAGAUGUGGGUUGUCCCCCUCUACUUCACAGUUAAGCUGCACUGGUGGCGGUUCCUGGUAAUCUGGAUCUUCUUUUCAGCCGUCACGGCCUUUAUCACAUUCAGGGCUACUCGGAAGCCUCUUGUCCAAACAACUCCCAGGUUAGUUUACAAGUGGUUUCUGCUCAUCUACAAGAUCAGCUACGCCACAGGAAUUGUGGGCUACAUGGCUGUGAUGUUCACACUCUUUGGACUUAACUUGUUAUUCAGAAUCAAGCCAGAAGAUGGAAUGGAUUUUGGGAUUUCUCUCCUAUUCUAUGGCCUCUAUUAUGGAGUUCUGGAGCGGGACUUUGCUGAAAUGUGUGCUGAUUACAUGGCCUCCACCAUUGGGUUCUACAGUGCAUCCGGCAUGCCCACGAAGCACCUCUCGGACAGUGUCUGCGCAGUGUGCGGCCAGCAAAUCUUUGUGGAUGUCAACGAAGAAGGCAUCAUAGAGAAUACCUACAGACUGUCCUGCAAUCAUGUCUUCCAUGAGUUCUGUAUCCGUGGAUGGUGCAUCGUCGGGAAGAAGCAGACCUGCCCCUACUGCAAAGAGAAGGUGGACUUGAAGCGGAUGUUCAGCAACCCCUGGGAACGGCCCCACGUCAUGUACGGGCAGCUUCUGGACUGGCUGCGCUACCUCGUGGCCUGGCAGCCGGUCAUCAUCGGACUGGUGCAAGGGAUUAACUACAUCCUAGGACUGGAGUAACCCCACCUCCACCCCGCCUGGGCCUGGGGGAGCUGCGCUGGGCUGGGCAGCAGAGGACGGUGGCGGCUUCGAGACCCAGAGGAGAUGCGCCUUUCCUCACUCGCCACUCAGGACUGCGGCCCCUCGCCUGACGCUGUUCUGCCCGCUCGACCGGAAGGGACUCUGCUGCAGGAGGAGGCGGCUGCUGCCCCGGCAGACGUGUGCCGCCCCGGGGGGCGGGGGGGGGAGGAGAGUCCUUUUUUAAAAAACCAUCAAUUUACUGAG